CCGCCGAGCCGCGCCGAGCCGCGCCGGGCCGGGCCGGGGGUCCGAGCCGAGCCCAGUCGGUGGGGCCGAGCCGUGCCGAGCGGUAGGAUGAGGGGCAUCCUCUGCUUCUGCACCCUGAUCCUCCUGGAAGGCAUGGCAGAAGCUGUCGGCUCGAGCAGGGACUGCCUGCAAGCAGGCGAGUCCUGCACCAACGACCCCGUAUGCAGCGCCAAGUUCCGGACGCUCCGGCAGUGCAUCGCGGGCAAUGGCGCCAACAAGCUGGGCCCCGACGCCAAGAGCCAGUGCCGGAGCACCGUGACGGCCCUGCUCUCCAGCCAGCUCUACGGCUGCAAGUGCAAGCGGGGCAUGAAAAAGGAGAAGCACUGCUUGAGUGUCUACUGGAGCAUCCACCACACGCUGAUGGAAGGCAUGAAUGUUCUGGAGAGUUCCCCUUAUGAGCCGUUCAUCAGGGGCUUUGAUUACGUCCGGCUGGCAUCCAUCACUGCAGGCUCUGAGAACGAGGUGACGCAGGUGAACCGGUGUCUGGACGCCGCCAAAGCCUGCAACGUGGAUGAGAUGUGCCAGCGGCUGCGGACGGAGUACGUCUCCUUCUGCAUCCGGCGCCUGGCCCGGGCCGACACCUGCAACCGCUCCAAGUGCCACAAGGCUCUGCGCAAGUUCUUCGACCGCGUGCCCCCGGAGUACACCCACGAGCUGCUCUUCUGCCCCUGCGACGACACGGCCUGUGCCGAGCGGCGGCGGCAGACCAUCGUCCCCGCCUGCUCCUACGAGGCCAAGGACAAGCCCAACUGCCUGGCGCCUCUGGAUUCCUGCCGGGAAAACUACGUCUGCAGGUCGCGCUAUGCAGAAUUCCAGUUCAACUGCCAGCCGUCCCCGCAGGCUGCGAGCGGCUGCCGCAGGGACAGCUACGCUGCUUGUCUGCUGGCCUACACCGGCAUCAUCGGCAGCCCCAUCACCCCCAACUACAUCGACAACUCAACGUCCAGCAUAGCUCCCUGGUGCACCUGCAAUGCCAGCGGGAACCGGCAGGAAGAGUGUGAGAGCUUCCUGCACCUCUUCACCAGCAACAUCUGUCUCCAAAACGCCAUUCAGGCCUUUGGCAACGGGACUCACCUGAACACAGCUGUGGCCCCGUCCAUCCCCCCCACCACACAGAUGUACAAGCAGGAGCGAAAUGCCAACAGAGCUGUGGCAACCCUCAGAGAGAACAACUUUGAGCACCUCCAGCCCACCAAGGUGGCUGGAGAGGAGAGGCUCCUGCGUGGCUCCACUCGUUUGUCCUCAGGGACCUCCAGCCCAGCAGCCGCUUCCUGCUGGGCAGCCUCUCUGCUGCAGAUGUGGCUUCUCAUCGCUCCUGCUGUGCUGAGCCUCCCUGUGAUGUGAGGCAGGGCAGGCACACACCAGGCAGAGACUCAAUUUGUGUUGGUUUCUUUACUGAACAACCAGGCCAGUAACUUUUUCAGGAGGAGGGCAGGGAGAAGGGAGGGGAAGGGAAGGUGAGGUGAGUGUUUGGGCAUCCCUUCCUCUUCCUCAUCUGUCUGCCAGUUCAUUUGAUUUUAUAUGAUCAGCAUUGUUGACAGCCGGCUCAUUCUUGGUCCUGGCCACCUUUCCACACCACAGCUUGGUUGUUGUUUCUCCAGCUCUCUAGGAUAGAGUUGGAGCCAUGGACAAUUCCCUUGGAAAAGAGGAAGGAGAGAGUUGAUCCAAGAAAUGAGAGCUGCAAAGGAAAUGCUUUUUCCUGCCCCAGCCAAGAGGGGAAAGACUUUUGAUGGAUGGAUGAAUGGAUGACCUGCCAGGAGGUUUCCUGAAGCCCUGACUCACACUGAGGGGCUCUUGACAGGACAUGUCAAGUGAUGUGGAGUUCAGACUGUCUCCAGGGUUGCUCAGGACCUGAAGGACAACCCAUCUGGUUCCUUCAGACUGAGGCAACCAGAGCACUGGUGAGAAGGUGGUUGGUUUUGUUCACUGGAGAGGAGCCUGAAGCCCCUCUGGGGAAGUCCAAGUAACCAUGCUCUGAACUGCCUGGCAGGGAUUAUCCACCCUCUCACAACCAUGGCCAGAGUGCAACCAGCAUCCAUGUCCCAGCUGUCACCUGCCCCUCGGGCCCUCCUUCUUAGGGAAACCUGUGUCCUGUAUUGAUGGUAUUCAGGAGGAAACAUGUGUGUUGCAUUUUGUUUACGGCUGAAUUUUUGGUGUCCCAACCCAAGCAUCUCUAUCCGCUGGUCUUGUACAGUGUUUGGGGCAGUUUUUGUCACACCCAAACAACCAGAGACCAGUAUUGUCCCACUCCAUUGACCCUUUCUCCAUCAGGGGUCAAUGCAUCAGCCCGUGGGCAGGAUUUGAAGUGAGCCCAACACAUCCCACUCUCACAUGCUACCUGUUCAUCCACUGGUCUCAUAGGCAGAAGGUCUUCAGCCAAGGGAUUUCAUUAGUUUUCCUAGGCAGAGAUAGGAUAGGAGAGGUUUGCUGGAUACCACCCUGAAGAGAGAAAUAUCCAGCCAAGAAAGGCCAAGUCAUGAAUUAUAUCAUGGGUAGGGACUGGAUUGUUACAGUUUGCUCUCCUAGAAGAACUGGCUGAGGCAACCACCUGUGUCCAGGUGAGCAGGUGAAGGGCUUUGCCUCUUGCCAGGUUCUGGUUUUUCAGUCAAGAUGUCAUUUAAGCAAAGUGACCCUUUCUACUGAGCUGCAACCCGAGCCCAGGGCAGGAAGGUGAAGACAAAUAUCUGUCUGGUGUCUUGGGGCACAGGGAGGCAGAUGUGUGACCUUGGACUACCUGAGCAUCCCAGGGUCUUUCCUCGAGGAGGUGAGCUGAGGAGUCCUAGUGCCCUCUUGGUGGGCUGAACCCCUUUACUGUGUUAAGCCAGGUAAGGAAGAGUGAGAAGGUUUCCCAGGAUUAGUGCUUACCCAGGCUGAGUGCCAUGGGAGGAAGAGCAAUAGCCCCAAAAUCCCCCUGAGUGUUUUUAGGCCUGGCCUUUGCAGCAGUCCAUUUAUUCCUUGGUUUGUGCUCCUCCAAUAAAUAUCAUUAAUUCCUUGGCAUUUGAAUGCAUGGAAAGGCUUAGGAAGCAUCUGACACAGCGAAGUCCAUUGCUUUUUAUUCCCAUUUCCUGCAAAACUUCUCCCAUUGUUUAUUGCUUCAGAUUUUGCUGAGAAACUGCAGCAACUUCCAUGGCUUUUGUUCCAACAAGAAACCUCUCUAGCUUUCAGUUGAACACCUGUGGAUGUGUCUGACAUGAACAGAAAUCCUCCUGCUGCAUCCUGUCCAAAGUGCUGCUCCUUGAGGUCCUCAGGGCUGUAGCACCCAGUUUUCCUGAUCCAAGGUUUUGUGAAGGAACACACCAAGGCUUGUAUGCAGGGUGACAAGCCACACCCCCAGCUAAAAGUUGUAUGUGAGGACUUCAUGGCCAAGGGGCUCACUCAGAUCAGGAAAGCAGACAAGGAGGGAGAGCUACAAGCAGGAAAGUCCUCUCAAAGUGCCCAUAUACGAGCACGGAGUUGCUGUGAACAUCUCCCCUUUAUCCAGGACAUCAGUGUCUUCUGAGAGACCAAGUGACACAACUACUGCCUGCAACUCUGCAAAACUUAUGUCCUCUGAGCUGCAGGUGGGAGAGGGAUGAAACCCUGAUUGCUCAGCCCUGCAAAGGCAAGGAACUACCUCAACACCACGAGGUCAUGCUGGGAAUCGUGUUCUUCUGCCCCUUUCCGGUCCUGUAGUCAUGCCCUGCUUUUCCACACAUCUGGCCCCAUCAAGCCAGUCUCCACCAGCUUUUAAUCAUGCACAGGCUGAGUGUCUGCACAGGAUGGGGAUACAAGUGUCAGCUGCUUUCCAGGAGCACCCACUCCUGUGUCUCUUAUAUGUCAGUGAUGUUGAAGUGCCACUUCGCCAUCUCCUUCUCAUUCAGCAGAGAAGGAGUUUUUCUGUGUGGUCAGGAUGCCUGGUGGCCCCACCUCACCUCUCCCUUCAGACUGGUGUGCUGUAAAAAAGAGGUGUGGAGAAUCCUACUGAAGGACUGGAUGGGAUGGAGGAAACCUCCAGAGGUUUCCUAGUGCCAAUACCAUGUCCCACAUCAGCGCCUAUUUUAACAAUUUCAGUGAGAGACAUCACCAUCUCCCCUGGAUUUAUAUCAUAGAAUCAUGAAAGGGGUUGGGUUAAAGCUCAUCUCGUUCCAGCCCCCCUGCCAUGGGCAGGGACACCUUCCACUAGCCCAGAUUUUUCCAAGCCCCAUCCAACCUGGCCUUGGACGUUUCCAGGGGUAUCUUACUUUCCAGACUCUGUAGAUGUUAGUUGUCUCUACGCAUCAGAGCCCAACAAGACCCUCAGUUCCUGUGUCCCAUCCUUCAAGCCGUGUCCCAGGCCAGGUCCUGCCCUCCUGGGGGUUCCCCAUGGUUCAGGGAUGCUGUGGAAGGAAGUGAAUGAGGCACAGAGCAAGGAGCCUCUCACCCAAUAGGAAAGAGUUGGGGGCUGGGAAUGAACAAAAAAAAAUUUAUCCCCAAACUUUCAUGGCUUUUUUCUGAUUAUUUCACCCUUUUUACCAGUAUUUAAUGUUGAUUCUCCCUCCAAGCCUGUUCAUGAAUCAAACUUUGCAAAAAAGGAUGACUUUUGAACCUUUCUUUUGGAGGAAGCAAACAUGAUUACUCUCCUCCCACUCACCAACAUGUGUGCACAGGCCACUGCUUUUUCCUUGUGAAAAGUCAGUAAUUUUUUUGGAUGAAAUUCCAUCUCUGCUGAAUUCUGUGAAGUGAACCAUGGAUCUUCAUUUUUAAGUCUCUUGAUUAACUACAGAAGUCAUAGCAGCUGCUUGUAAAGGCAAAGGACUGAGCGAGCCAAGAGACAGAAAGGGAGACAACAUUUUUUUAGGAAUUGCUCCAUUCCUGAGGACUUCCAUAAGCACAAAGAAGAAUCACGGGAAAAAGAAAGGAAAAAAACACUGUUAAAGAACCAGCCAGACUUUCUGUAGCCACUGAACUCUUAUUUUUUUGGCUGCACAGCACCACUGCCAGUGGUUUGGCAGCCCUGAGAGCCUGUGAAAUAUUGUGUAUGUACUUAUACUUGUCAUGUCGUCAUGUACAGCAUUGUCCAGGCGGGAGCAGGAGCUGGAGGGAGACCCAGGGCUGGGAGAUGGUGCUGGAGCAGGAGCCCCGUGUGUGCACCUGCAUGAGGGGAGGGUGGUGGAUGCCAGCCCAUACUGGGGUCAGACUUGUACUUGCCUUUUCUGUACAUGUCAAUAUUCAAACAUAUCCAUGAAUAAAGCACACACGCAUUUUCCUGA
This is a messenger RNA of Corvus hawaiiensis (hawaiian crow), 5267 nucleotides long. RefSeq names its product GDNF family receptor alpha-4. Gene Ontology annotation, cellular component: signaling receptor complex; external side of plasma membrane. The record is from RefSeq and is a predicted model, not a curated record. Gene Ontology annotation, biological process: nervous system development. Bases 88 to 1383 code for a protein of 431 amino acids. Gene Ontology annotation, molecular function: glial cell-derived neurotrophic factor receptor activity. The transcript has 8 exons. NCBI's taxonomy places the organism in Eukaryota, Metazoa, Chordata, Aves, Passeriformes, Corvidae.